CUGUUCAGAACGAUUCCACAUGCUCUCCGCCGCACCAAAUUAUUCCAAGUCUCCAACAACCCAGCUUCUUGGACGAGUUUUGCCACGCAAAACCGUGCUCUCUCUCUCUCUCCGUCCCCUGCACCUGCAUUCCAACUUUCUUGUUAUUCGGAUUCUCUCCCUACGAAUCCCUAAUUUCCAAUCCAAAUAUCUCAAAUCGCACGUCCCGAUUCAGUUUUUAGGGCUUCUGAAUGGAUCCCACAGACGCAGCCUCGUCGAAUUCCACGGAUUCCACCAUCUCCGGACUCCGUUUGAAGCAUCACCGGGAACUAGAAAGGUUAACACUUACAAUGCAGCCGCUAAAGACGUUAAAGUAUUUCAAUUUGGCUGUUGGCCAAUAUGUUCGGCGGUUCAUGGCGAAAGGUGGUUGGUUUGUGCUUCUAAUUAUGUUAGCAGGAGGUAUAGGAGUGAUUACUAUGACAAUUGGUGGACUGCAACAAGAGCAUGUUUGGGAGCUUAUUCGUUAUCUCCAAUUUGGUCUCUGGUGGCUGGCUCUUGGUGUAGCAUCAUCAAUUGGUCUUGGAUCUGGUUUGCACACGUUUGUGCUGUAUUUGGGGCCUCAUAUAGCUCUUUUUACCAUGAAAGCCGUGGACUGUGGCAGAGUUGACAUAAAAGGUGCCCCCUAUGACACCAUUCAAUGGAGAAGUGGUCCUUCAUGGGUGGACAGAGAAUGCUCUGAAUAUGGCGCCCCACUAUUCUUAUCACAGCACGGUUCAAGGGUUCCUCUUAGCAGCAUUUUGCCUCAGGUUCAGCUAGAGGCUAUUCUAUGGGGAGUCGGAACUGCACUGGGAGAGCUUCCUCCGUAUUUCAUAUCAAGAGCCGCUAGUAUAUCUGGUCAAAAGUUGGAAGUCAUGAAAGAGUUGGAUUCUUCCUCAACUGAAGAUAAUGGAAUGAUAGCUAACCGCCUCAACCGGAUGAAAUCAUGGCUUCUUUCGCAUACACAAUAUCUGAACUUUUUAACUAUAUUAGUUCUUGCUUCGGUGCCCAACCCUCUAUUUGACCUUGCUGGUAUAUUGUGUGGACAAUUUGGCAUUCGGUUUUGGACAUUCUUUCUAGCAACAUUGAUUGGAAAGGCAUUUAUUAAAACUCACAUACAGACAGUUUUCAUCAUCUCAGUUUGCAACAAUCAGCUUCUAGACUUGGUAGAAAAUAAAUUGAUUUGGUUGUUUGGCUUUUUCCCUGGAUUUGGUUUGGUUGUGCCCGACCUCAUCAGCAAACUACAUACUGUGAAAGACAAGUAUGUACAUGCCUCACCUCCAGCCCCCUCAAACAGCAAGGAUAAAAAGUGGGACUUAUCAUUUAGUUCGAUUUGGAACACAGUUGUGUGGCUCAUGCUUAUGAACUUCUUCCUCAAGAUUGUGACGGCAAGUGCACAAAGCGUUCUCAAGGAAGAACAUGAAAGGGAGUUGACUGCAUUGUCCAACAAUCUGCAUUCAUCCAACCAUAAAAGUAGUGCCGGUUGCAGCCAAGCCUCUGAUUGAAUUUUCCGAAAGCUGUUCCGGUUUGAUUAUUUUUUUUUUCUUUCCCUUUUCUGGUAUUCACAUCAUCGGAGUUUAGCGCAGAAAUUUUUGUAUCUGCCAUGAUUACUUCUCCCGUAGCUUCCACCCGUUUAUCUCUGUUUCAGUUUGUACAUAUAAAACAUGAAGUGAAACAUAGGUAAACCCGUAGAAGUAUCUACAUGUAGUAUAGUUUAUAGGGGGAAGUUUAUCUGUGCAUUUAUCGGCGAUCUCGAUCUGCCUUUGUAUUGAGAAAUCUGCCCAUUCUGGGAAAUGCAAUGGAAUAAAGUCUAGUCUCCACUUUGUUGGAGGAGAUUCUAAGUUCAAA
This is a messenger RNA of Malus domestica (apple), 1863 nucleotides long. RefSeq names its product vacuole membrane protein KMS1-like. Gene Ontology annotation, cellular component: endoplasmic reticulum; membrane; endomembrane system. The record is from RefSeq and is a predicted model, not a curated record. NCBI's taxonomy places the organism in Eukaryota, Viridiplantae, Streptophyta, Magnoliopsida, Rosales, Rosaceae.